Molecule: messenger RNA, 609 nt
Organism: Adineta steineri
Lineage: Eukaryota; Metazoa; Rotifera; Eurotatoria; Adinetida; Adinetidae
Source: the annotation of a GenBank genome assembly
AUGAUCAAUAAUUUUGCAAAUCCGAAAUCUAUUUCUGUACCAUCAGUUCACACUGGAUGUUGCAAAACAGAAUUUGAUUCAACUUAUCAAAAUGAUUUGAAUGGUGUGAUUAGUCAAAAUGAAUUUCAAGAAUCCAUUAAUAAAAUCAAUCGUCGAAUAUCUUCAACUAAAUUCAUCGUCAUGUUUGUUCUUGUCUUUGGUUUCUGUAUUAUUGGUACAAUAGUAUCCUUUAUCGUUGGUUUAAUCACAUCAGGUGACUUUAUAUUCAUUGGUGUAGCAAUUGCUUUAUUUCUUUUUGGACUUACCUUUAUCUUUGUUGGAUGUUUUAUCGUACAGCGUCGAAGUGCCGAACGAAUACGAAAAGCGAUUGCUCAAGAAUCAAGAAAAUAUUCAACACGAUCGCCAAUAUUAUGUCGUUGGCGAUUGAAAACGACGACUGAAUAUGAUGAAGAAUAUGGAAAUCAGCACAGCCAUCAGUUAGUCAUUGAUGUCAGUCGCUCAAUUAAUUCAGAACUAAUUACUACUGAAUCACCAUCAUGGAUUGUUGGACAUCAUGAUAACAAUGCACCUCCACCUUAUUCAAGUUUAUCGAUGGGAUUUUGUUCAUAA